Oncorhynchus mykiss (rainbow trout) is the source of this 4050-nucleotide messenger RNA. Its product is annotated as delayed-rectifier potassium channel regulatory subunit KCNS3. Gene Ontology annotation, molecular function: protein binding; voltage-gated potassium channel activity. Gene Ontology annotation, biological process: action potential; protein homooligomerization; potassium ion transmembrane transport. The record is from RefSeq and is a predicted model, not a curated record. Gene Ontology annotation, cellular component: membrane; voltage-gated potassium channel complex. NCBI's taxonomy places the organism in Eukaryota, Metazoa, Chordata, Actinopteri, Salmoniformes, Salmonidae.
AGUGAGAGGUGCGAGCACGCACGCUACUGGUAAAUGGACCACUGAGUGACGCAUUGAUCCUUCUCUUGGCCAUUGAUCACUUUGCCCCUCUUCAAAAUGCCCGUAGCAUCCGGACCGAAUCAGUGUGAUGGGACGUGGGAGGAGCGCGAGUUGACGAGCCUUUCAGAAAAAUUUGUUUGCCUCUGGAAUAAUGUUCUUUAAUAUAAAGGGGAUCCCCGAAAGACAGGUGAUGGAUCUUCAGCCUGGAAAUGACCUGUGCAAGCAUUGAGUAGUGAACGCCUCCCCCUUCUCAUAAGGCUCCACCCAUGCCACAGAUCCACCAUGCUAUAUGGCCAGAUCCUUCACAGGCGUGGCACAGACGAAAGCUUCCUCAACCUUAACGUGGGCGGCUUUAAGCAGCGCGUGGAGCGCAGCAUCCUGCAGCGCUUCCCCAGGACCCGCCUGGGGUGCCUGUUGUGCUGCGUCUCCGAGGAGGCCAUCCUGGAGCUUUGCGAUGACUUCAGCCCCACCGACAAGGAGUACUACUUUGACCGCAACCCGCGUUUCUUCCGCUAUGUCCUUAACUUCUACCACACGGGCAAGAUCCACCUGAUGGAGGAGCUGUGUGUCUUCUCUUUCAGCCAGGAGAUUGAGUACUGGGGCAUCAAGGAGCUCCACCUGGACUCCUGCUGCAGCAACAAGUUUCAAGAGCAGAGGGAGUUUGCAGAGGACAAGGACUGGGAUCGGAGGAGCGAUGAGCAACAUCAGCAGUUCAGGAGCAUUGACUCAUCCAUGGAGGAUCUCUCAACUAUAGACCAGGACUUGGAGAAGUUUGAGGGUACUUGGUGCUCGGAGGUCCGCAAGAACAUCUGGCUGCGCCUGGAGAACCCAGGCUACUCACGUUUGGCCAAGGUGAUCGCCGUGGCCUCACUGGCCAUGGUGCUGACCUCCAUCGUGGCCAUGUGCAUCCACAGCAUUCCCGAGUUCCACCAGGUGGACGUCAACGACAAGGAGAUUGAAGACCCAGUGCUGGCUAUCUUCGAGGCUGUGUGCGUUGUCAGCUUCUCUGUGGAGUUCCUGGUGCGGCUUUCCGUGGCACCGUGCCCCCGGAAAUUCCUGAGUAACGCGCUCAACAUCAUCGACUUUGUGUCCAUCGUGCCUUUCUACGCCACGUUGGCCUUUGAGAUGGUGGACGAGGAGAACGAGGAGCUGGAAAACGUGGGGAAGGUGGUGCAGAUCCUGCGGCUGAUGCGCAUCUUCCGCAUCCUCAAGCUGGCCCGCCACUCAGCGGGGCUGCGCUCGUUGGGUGCCACGCUAAGGCAUAGCUACCAUGAGGUGGGCCUCCUGAUGCUCUUUCUCUAUGUGGGCAUUUCCAUCUUCUCCACCCUCAUCUACUUUGUGGAGAAGGAGUCAGAGGAGUCGGACAUAACGACCAUCCCUGUGGGCUGGUGGUGGGCCACUAUUAGCAUGACGACGGUGGGCUACGGCGACACCUGCCCAGUGACGGUGUUAGGGAAGCUAGUGGCAACCCUGUGCAUCAUCUGUGGGCUGCUGGUGGUGGCCCUGCCUAUCACCAUUAUCUUCAACAAGUUCUCCAUGUACUACCAAAGGCAAAAGGCCAUGGAUGCUGAUCAGACCAAUAACGAGGCGGACCAAUGCAAUAAUAACGAUAUUAAGAUCCCCGACCCCAGUAUACCUUACUUUAAUGCCGGGGAUCUGUACACCCAAAAGAUGAACUCAUUCAUCGCCAGUAUCUCUGUCAGGAGCAGCAUCGGCAGUGAUAAGGACACAGACAUCUCGAGUAUCCAGGAUGGAGAGACGACUUGUAUCCUGAGGAGCACUUGAGAGCUCAACUUACUAGACUUAAACCCUUUUACUCCUUGAGGAGCAUAGGUCAUCCACAAAUGAUCUUCUUCACUUUUGGGCCAGUUUCUCAAGUUCCAUGAGUAGUUCAGUUCUUCAAUCUUUACAUUACAGAUCUUCUCCAGGUGUUCCUUGGUCUCCCACGGUUUCCUUUACCUUGUGGGAUCCAUAUAAGGGACUGGAACAGUGGAUGCUGACUUUCUUGGAGUGUGGCCACAGUUGAGAGCGAGGAGGAUAAAUAGUACCACCCUGCUUUCACCUGAGGCUUUUGAAAUAGCUGUACAUGGCAAAAAGCACUUUCUGGUUCUCAGGGUGAAAAUAAGUGUGCUGUAUCUCUCCACGUUCUUGUCCUUAGAGACUACGAUCCAUUAGGCCUAAGACUUGGCCUGUUUUGCAUUAGUGACUUGAGGACCUAUUUUAAUGCUCAGCAGUAUCUGUCAACAUUUAUUUUUCACAUGGCAAUCAUAUGGAAUGAAAUAGCCAUGGUUUGAAACAAAAUUACUCUCAAUCUCUCUUUUUUAAUCCGCCUUUCUCAUCCCUUCCAUCUGAUCUCCCUGAAUGCACUCAGAGGGAUGUCUCGCUCAGAUUAAGACGUGUACAUCAGAUCGAUCAGAGAGGGAAAGGCCAAACAUUGGGGCUGCGAUUCAAGAAUUAUAAUGUAAUGCCCCGGCCAAAAGUGCUUUCCCAAAUACCCCAGGUAAUCCAAUUGAUUUGUUCUCAUUUUGGAGGUGAUCAUUGAUCAAAGUGUCUCCACUGAAUUCAAAUCGCACCUGUCGCAGCAGGUAACUACCUACCCUUUGCAAAUAUAAAUGUAAUUUACAAGUGUCAUCAGUCAAUUAUGUUUCUUUUUCUGCUAUUACUCUAAAACGUGGCAGAACCAUUAAAAAAAAAAUACUGUAAUUGAGUUUGGUUUGGCAUAGGUACAUCCAAGUCUAUAUGUCUUUUGACAUUGCUUUUUAUAUCACCUAGAAUAGCAGAUUAUUAGUUAAUGUGCAGAGACAGACAUUUGUCUUCAGGUCUGCUCCAAAAAACAUACAAAUACAACAAUGUCAAUGUCCGAAAGCUCUGGCUAUCAGUGUACCUUGACUGUAUUACAUACAUUAUACUGUCACUUUAUUUGCCUUAAAAUGAAAUUCCGGAACAAUUUCAUGAAUGCAACAAAGAUGUGACUGUGUGAUAGGCUCACAUACAAUGUGUAUGUUUCUUAUUAGCAUGUUUAAAAAAUAUAUAUAUAUUAUCCACCGCCAUGCAGACCAUUUGAAGUAUAGACUGAAUUUACCACAAGCUAAGCUAUUGAAAUGAAACUGGCUUUUUUGGCAGCAAGCUGCAGUUGAUAGGGAUUGUUAAGCAAGCCUGAUACUGAUAUUUAAACAAAUGUUUAAGUAGUACUGCCGAGUAUGUCUUUACCCUUUAUGAGAUAUUAAUUACGUGACCUUUUAUUGUAGACCUGAUAAUUGAGUGUCAACCAACCGUUAUUGCCAUCCACAUUAUUAUAUUUAGAGCAAUAAAAUUUACACUGACCUCAUGACAGCUUUACUUUGACUAUAUGCGGUACACUUUUGAAUAGAUUUCGUGUAGUUGAAAAUACAGCAUGAACUGCAUUUACCCCCUUACCUAAUACAGGCUAAUGAUUUUGUUUCUAACCCAGAAUAAUAUUUUAUACUCAUUAAGGCAUUGUAAAUGUUACAUUUAAUGACAUCAACAAUUGUACAAAUGUCAGGCUCUAAUGAAAAAAUUUAAAUAAAUGACUAACAACAUGUCUUGAAAGAAAAACCCAACUGUGGUCACUAUUGGCCCACUAGCAACAGCUGACUCAUACCACCAUGUCUAAGUAAAGGGGCAUCAUGCACCCCAAAAAUCUGAGGGGGUCACAAAGUACGUGAGAAUGGCUUGGGGGUGGUCCGGAGAACAGAUGAACCAGAAUGAUAUUUACUCUCAUGGGUCGCCCCCCCCCAAAAAAAGUUCUCAAAGCCACGCCCCUACUAAGCCACGCUUCCAGUUUAAAAUGUAUGUAGUUAUGUCCUUGAGCUGUUCUGUAUUCUAUAUUAUUGUCUAUUGUCUAUUAUUGUCUAUUGUCUAUUAUUAUUGUCAUUCUAUAUUAUAUGCUUCAUUGUCAUUCUGUUUCAUGUUUUGUGUGGACCCCAGGAAGAGGAGUUGCUGCUUUUGCAACAGCUAAUGGGGAUCCUAAUAAAAUACCAAAUACCAGUC